UCUUCUCUAUCUUCCCUCCAUUGACUCCAUUGCUUUCAGUAAAAUUCUGUGAAAACACACAGUCACACACUUGAACGUCCUUUCUUGAGAGUGGGUGGCUUUCUUACUCUCUAGCUGAUAAUCGAGAUUCCUAAUUUGUAUAAUUGUAUGAUGGCGAAAUGCUCAAGUAAUUUUCCGCCAUCAUCAUCAUCGCCAGCAUUAAUGCCGGAUCGUUUAAAGCCCUUCCAAACCCUUGCUGGCAUUCAACAGCUUGCUGAAUCUCAUAAAUUCAAGGGUUGGCUAUUGGACCAGUUUGGAGUUCUGCACGAUGGGAAAAAACCUUAUCCUGGGGCAAUUUCCACAUUGGAGAAGUUGGCCAAUUUCGGUGCUAAGAUGGUGAUUAUAAGUAAUUCUUCAAGACGUGCGUGUACUACUUUGGAAAAACUUAAGAGCCUUGGAUUUGAUCCCUCACUUUUCGUGGGGGCAAUCACUAGUGGAGAAUUAACACAUCAGCACCUUCAAAGGAGAGAUGAUCGAUGGUUUGCAGCUUUAGGAAAGUCCUGCAUUCACAUGACCUGGAAGGAUCGGGGUGCUAUAUCUCUUGAGGGCUUGGGAUUACAAGUUGUGGAAAAUGUUGAAGAAGCCGAGUUUAUUCUAGCCCAUGGAACUGAGGCGCUGGGGCUUUCUUCUGGAGCUGCAACUCCCACGAAAUUGGGGGAUCUUGAAAAAGUUCUUGAGGAAUGUGCAGCUAAAAAUAUUCCUAUGGUUGUAGCAAAUCCAGAUUUUGUGACUGUUGAGGCCAGAGAUCUGCGCGUGAUGCCUGGAACAUUGGCAACCAAAUAUGAGAAACUUGGCGGUAAAGUGAAAUGGAUGGGCAAGCCUGAUAAGAUCAUCUAUAAAGCAGCUGCGGAAAUGGCUGCUAUAGAUCCUUCACAGUGUGUUGCCAUUGGAGAUUCUCUGCACCAUGACAUAAAAGGUGCAAAUGCCGCUGGUAUCUCGUCAGCAUUUAUCACUGGUGGGAUCCAUGCGACUGAACUUGGACUUGAUACCUUCGGAGAAAUUGCUGAUGAUUCUUCUGUGGUUGCUCUUGCCUUAAGACAUGAUGCUUAUCCAUCAUAUGUGUUGCCUUCAUUCAAUUGGUAGUCUGAUGGUUUGAGAAUAGAGGUUCUACUGAUGCCAUUGCUAAUGUUCCAUUUUCUAUAGCACCCUUUGUAGCUACGGCGGCAGCUUUUAAGUUACCGUUCAAGGAGCCAUCAUCGUGCUUUUCAUCUUUGUUUUGUUGUGAUCGGUUGUCUCAACUACAGCAAUGUACGAGAAAGCUGCUUAUUUCAUGGUAGCUAGUGGGUUCUAGGUUACCAGCAAUGGGUGGUAAUAUAGUUUUAAUUUAGGGAUAAUUUCAGAAACCUCCCCUGAGGUUUCUGACAUUUACACUCACCUCCCCUGUGGUUUG
Molecule: messenger RNA, 1429 nt
Organism: Coffea eugenioides
Lineage: Eukaryota; Viridiplantae; Streptophyta; Magnoliopsida; Gentianales; Rubiaceae
Exons: 8
Coding region: 148-1122 (324 amino acids)
Cellular component (GO): chloroplast
Molecular function (GO): phosphatase activity
Source: RefSeq, a predicted model, not a curated record